AUGGCUCUUAGUAUGCUAAGGAGGUCCAGGGGUAAUCCAGAAAUGGUUGAACCACCAUCAGACCAGACGGGUCUUUUCUCACUGUCUUUUGCUACAUUUAGUUCUUCCAGGAGUGUCAAGUCACAUAAUGCUUCUCAAUCUUUAGCUAGUUUUUCACCUGCCGUUGCAACAUUUUAUGGGGAUCCCCAUGGAGCAGGCAGCACUGGAGGAGCUUGUGGAUAUGAAGAUGCUGUGGAGAAGCCACCUUUCUUAUCACUGGAAAUGAAGCUUCAUUUAAGCAGGGCAAAGGCUGUGGAAGUUGCUAUUUGUGCGGCGGUUCCUGCGGCGGUGAAUGGUGAUCCUGUUCAUUUUGAUCCAAGUGGAACUGCUUUAGGGACUUUGGCAAAGCGUUGCCAAGCAGAUCAAUUGCUGCGCAGUGCCAGCAGGAUCAAUAUUCUUUAUCAAAGGUUAAUUAGUGCUUCCUUUUUAUGUUAA
This is a messenger RNA of Coffea arabica (coffee), 474 nucleotides long. RefSeq names its product expansin-B4-like. The record is from RefSeq and is a predicted model, not a curated record. NCBI's taxonomy places the organism in Eukaryota, Viridiplantae, Streptophyta, Magnoliopsida, Gentianales, Rubiaceae.